AGGAAGCUUCAGCAGCUGAUCUGUUUGUACUAAACUCACUCAUAUACGACCUUUAAUAAUGGAAGCAGCAGAUGUUGGAAAUGUUGCUCCUGUGGAUUUACAGAUUAAAACAAUAAAGAAGGAAGAAGAUGAAGAUGAAGGUUACCUCUAUGGAGGAACAUUCAACUCUGUGGAACACUCUAACCCUGAUGGGGGACACGCUGCUCCAGUGGACCAACAGCCUGAAGAUUUCAUAAAAAAGACUAUAAAAGAAGAAGAUCCUGAAGACGACGACAACAUAACGAACGAUGAUUUCUGCUGCUACUUGUGUCCAUUUUCCUGUUCGGCCCAGAUUUAUCUCUACAAGCACAUGAAGAGUUGUCACAACGGCAAAAACGAGACGCUUAUUAAAUCUGAAGAGGAUGAAGGUAAAAAUCCGAGUGAUCAGAAAACCUCCUCUGAUCCUCUCAGCAUGAGCACUUCUCAUCAACACAAGCAGAAGGAAAUUAACUGCCCAGAUUGUGGAAAGGGCUUUAGGUGGCAGAGUGCGCUCAAAAUCCACCAGCGCAUUCACACCGGAGAAAGACCGUACUGCUGCUCACAGUGUGGAAAGUCCUUUAAAAAACCGGAUCAUCUCAAACUUCACCAGUACAUUCACACUGGAGAGAAACCGUAUUGCUGUACUGAGUGUGGAAAGUGUUUCAAUCAUCACUCUCAUCUCAGAACUCACCAGCGCAUUCACACUGGAGAAAAACCCUACUGCUGUACAGAGUGUGGGAAAGCUUUUAGGCGACAGAGUCAACUAAAAACACACCAGUUCAUUCACACUGGAGAGAGACCGUAUCAGUGCUCGGAGUGUAAGAAAUGUUUCUAUCAACAUUGUCAUCUUAAAAGACACCAGCUCACUCACACCGAGGAGAAACCUUUUUCCUGCUCACUGUGUGGGAAGGGUUUUAUUAGAAAUCAAUAUCUUAAAAUACACCAGCGCAUUCACACUGAAGAAAAAUCUUUUUCCUGCGCACAGUGUGGAAAGAGUUUUAAUCAACAAUAUGAUCUUAAAGUGCACCGGCGCAUUCACACUGUAAAAAAAACAUGUUUGUGCACACAGUGCGGGAGGACUUUUAGUGAUAGGAGUUCUUUUAGAAGACAUCAGCGCAUUCACAACAGAGAGAAACUCCGAGUGCUCAGAGUGCGGGAGGAGGUUUAUUUACCAGAGUCGUCUUUAAAAAAAAGGCACCAGCGCAUUCACACUAGAGAGAAACUGCCUCAGUGAUCACAGUAUGGGAAGAACUGUAAUCAUCAUUAUCUUAAAAUCCAGCAGCACAUUCACACUGGAGAGAAACACAACAGGGCACGAUAUCAGAACCUCUGGAUUGUACCAAAUGAAUAUUGAUCACGUUAGCAUGUGUUAACGACAAAUCCAAACGAAAUGAUGCAGUAAUUACAGCUAAAGAUUUAAAUCAGGUAACUAGUCAGUAAUUCUAGUUUUCCAUACUUGUAUUAACCUCCAGUAC
Molecule: messenger RNA, 1493 nt
Organism: Trichomycterus rosablanca
Lineage: Eukaryota; Metazoa; Chordata; Actinopteri; Siluriformes; Trichomycteridae
Product: zinc finger protein 664-like
Exons: 4
Coding region: 59-1252 (397 amino acids)
Source: RefSeq, a predicted model, not a curated record